Orcinus orca (killer whale) is the source of this 9500-nucleotide messenger RNA. Its product is annotated as endogenous retrovirus group K member 10 Gag polyprotein-like. Gene Ontology annotation, molecular function: nucleic acid binding; zinc ion binding. The coding region runs from base 1694 to 2689 and encodes 331 amino acids. NCBI's taxonomy places the organism in Eukaryota, Metazoa, Chordata, Mammalia, Artiodactyla, Delphinidae. Gene Ontology annotation, biological process: viral process. The record is from RefSeq and is a predicted model, not a curated record. The transcript has 2 exons.
AUAAGUAUUCAAAUAUUUGAUCAGUAAGUCACAGUUAUCUCCAGUACAUUAAAUAACUUUCAUCAAAAAACAUGUUAUAGGUAAAAAGCUCUGAAGGACCAGCUAUGUAUAUGAUAAUUAUGUUUCAGACCUUCUAGGGUAUUAUAUAUAAUAACUUGUCUUCUGGACGUGGUCUUGAAGUCUUUAUGGAUUCAGUCUCAGUAGUAGCGAACUGCACUGCUACUUGGUUUGGAGUACAAAUUAGACUUUAGCCCUCCUGGAGGUUGAGUUUUUGGUAUUGAAAACCAUAGGAAUGAAAUUAUUGUAUUUCAACAAAGGAUCGAGGGCUUGAGGCUUAAACAAGGCAACAUACGUGUGGGAAGCAGUCAGCCUUGAGGGCAGGUAAGGACAUGCCAGGCAUGCGGCCGCUGCUCGAAGGGACUGUCCCUACUUGUUCCCCUCCUUGUUCCAUUCCAUGGGAGAUAAAUCACCAGAGCCCAGAGAUCAGAAAGAAUGUAAAAUGAGACAAGCAAAGCUGUCUCCCCCCUGCACAUGCAGGUUAUUUUUGAUGCUUCUGGGUUUAUGGGUUUCCUCCCAGGGAAGUUAACCUUGAGCCGAGACAGUCUGUAGAUAAUGUAAACCACCAUCUGGCAACCUUCCGAUUUCUAGUCUAUAUAAUCUGCAACUGUAGCAUAAUAAAAUUUGCCUUGCAACCAUCAGUUGUCUUGGUCCUUCUGACCCCAUCCGUCGGUGCUACUUCAGUUCCUUACCCCUUCCCUUCUGACCCUGGGCGGUGAGAUCCUCUUUCUCCGGCUGGUCCGCGGCAAGUGGCACUCGAACAGGGACCUGAAGCGCGAAGGCAAUUAAAAGAAAAAGAAAGUGCAGGUAAGAGAACCCUUAUGCAAAAUAUGUGUGGCCACCAGUAAAAGUGAAACGAAUAGAGGCAUAAGGCAAUAGUCAGAAGUAAAAUAAGAUGGGGCAAAAGGGCUCAAAGAUGUAUGAAUUAUUUGCUCAGGUUUUACUUUUGAUGCUUAGAGCUCGGGGUAAUAAAGUUUCUGAACUUUAUUGUUGACUGAAUUUUUACAGCAUAUCCAUGGUGUAUCUCCCUGGUUUCCUGAUGGCGGCUCUGUUGACAUAGAAAUCUGGCAGAAAGUUGGAGAAGAUUUAAAAAAUUAUUACGAGUCUCGAGGGCCUACUCAUACUCCUGUUGUUACAUAUAGUUUGUGGACUCUGAUAAAAAUAUGUUUAGAUUCUUCUCAUGAUAGUGUUGAUUUGAAUGUAAAGUCAGAAAAACAUAAGCCUCUGACAGAAGGAGAGACUGUAUUAUCAGCUACUGUGUCGCCACUUCCUAAACCGAAAGAGCUAAUUAAUUUAAAUAUUUUAGAUGAAGAGGAACAUUUUGACUUAACAGAUGAGGCUUGUAAACAUAAAAGAGAGAAAUAUCCUGAGGAUGAUUUUCUAAUGGCUGUGAUAGAGAAGUCAGUGAAAAAGCUGCAGGUUAAUAAGGACUGUCUUCCUCAAAAAUCCACAUCUGUAAAAAUGCUGAGUCCCUUGCAGCGCGCUGUACAAGGAGCAAUAAAACGAGGAGAAGAUCCUAUUUUCUGUUGUCCCGUCAUAGAAAGACCUGAUCCUAAUAAUCCUCAACAAGCUACUAGGGAGCAUCAGGCUCUCCCUUUGAAAGUUUUGAAAGACUGAAAAUCUGCCUGUGCUCAAUAUGGGCCCACUGCUCCUUUUACUACUGCUAUGGUUGACAGGAGAAGCUCUUCCCCCCGCUGAUUGGAAGUCUAUUGCACCAGCUUGUUUAAAUGGUGGAGAUUAUUUAAUAUGGAAGUUUGAUUUUUAUGAACGGGCUGCUGAACAAGCAGAAAAGAAUGCUGCCCAUAAUAUUCCAGUUGAUUAUCAUAUGCUGAUUGGGGAAGGACAAUAUCUUUCUUUACAAGAUCAAUUAACUUAUCCCUUUGUUGCUUAUCCUCAAAUAAAUCAUUUGGCAUUACAAGCCUGGAGGAAAUGUCCUUCUACACACAAAACUGAAGAUCUUUCAAAACUUAGACAGGGACCUGAUGAACCAUAUGCUGAUUUUGUAGAUAGGUUGUCACAGGCGGUGGGGAGACUCAUUGUGGACGGACUCACUGGUACAAUUGUAGUUAAGCAACUUGCUUUUGAAAAUGCUAAUAAUGAGUGUCAGGCUGCGAUUCGACCUUGGAGAAAACGGGGAACAUUGGAGGAUUAUAUUCACCUUUGUGCAGACAUUGGGCCUACUUAUAUACAGGGUGCUGCUGUGGCUGCAGCAUUAACUAAAGUGGGGUUUAAAAACAAUCAAAAGAAAACAAAGACUUGUUUUAAAUGCGGAAAGGCAGGUCCUUUUGCUAGAGAAUGUAGGUCUUUUAAUUCUAACCCUAGUCCUUCCUUCCCUACUCAGAAACCUCCAGAUGGUCAGAAAAUCCCUGGUUUAUGCCCUAAAUGCAAUAGGGGAAAACAUUGGGCACAAGAUUGUUGCUCAGUGGCCCACAAGGAUGGGCCACCACUGUCGGGAAACUCUUCCCAGGGCCUUCCCCGGCCCCAACAAAUAAUAAGGGCAAUGUCUGUGUAUCCUCCUCAAAUUAUUAAUCAGACAUUAACCAAAAACAAAAACAUACAAUAUCCUCGCUCUCCAGAGCAACACCAGGAAGCGCAGGACUGGAGCUCAGUACCUCCGCCCGAUAUGUAUUAACUCCUGAAAUGGGUCCUCAGGCCCUCUCUACGGGCAUCUGUGGACCUUUACCCAAGGGUUUGAUGGGACUAUUAUUGGGAAGAAGUAGUGUCACCAUGAAAGGUUUAACUGUUAUGCCAGGAGUCAUAGAUUCUGACUACGAAGGAGAAAUAAAAGUCAUGGCACAAACUAUUAAAAAUAUAAUAACUAUUUCUCCUGGUGAUAAAAUUGUACAAUUGCUACUUUUGCCCUUUGUACCUCAUGGACAAAUUUUACAACAUCAAAAGAGAGAAACAAAGGCUUUUGGAUCGUCUAAUGCUGCCUACUGGAUUCAGAAGAUAGGGAAAGAACGUCCAGAAAUGAAAUGAACCAUUAAUGGAAAGGUUUUUUCAGGUUUGUUAGACACUGGAGCUGAUGUCUCUGUUAUGACGCAGAUACACUGGCCUAAACGUUGGCCCAUUAGUCCUACUAUUACAGAACUUCAUGGAAUAGGACAAAGUUCUUCUCCUAUGCAAAGUAGUCAGUUUUUUUUAUGGCAAGAUAGUGAGGGCCAUUCAGGAUAUUUCCAGCCUUAUGUUUUGCCUGGGCUGCCUUUAAACCUCUGGGGCCGAGAUAUAUUAAAAGAAAUGGGAGUAUUACUUUAUAGUCCAAACUCUCAAGUCUCUAAUAUGAUGUUGGAUCAAGGAUUUCUUCCCACAAAAGGGCUGGGAACAAAUCAACAAGGAACUGUCUAUCCUAUUGAUGUGAAAAUAAAAAAUGAUAGACAAGGUUUGGGUUUUUCUUAGGGGCCUUGGAUUCUCCACUCACUGCUGAUCCAAUUACUUGGCUGACUGAUGACCCUGUAUGGGUGGACCGAUGGCCCCUCACAAAGGAGAAAUGAGAAGCUGCAGAACAAUUAGUGCUGGAACAAUUAGGGCAUUUAGAAAUUUCCAGUAGUCCUUGGAAUACUCCUAUUUUUAUUAUCAAGAAAAAAUCUGGAAAAUAUAGGUUAUUACAGGAUCUAAGAGCUGUUAAUAAAACUAUGCUAAUAAUGGGAGCUCUUCAACCAGGCCUACCCUCUCCAACAGCCAUACCACACAAUUAUCAUCUUUUAGUUGUAGAUUUAAAAGAUUGUUUUUUCACUAUUCCUUUGUUUCCUGAAGAUAGAAAACAUUUUGCUUUUAGCUUGCCUGCCUUAAUUUUUAAGGAACCCAUGAGGAGAUUUCAAUGGAAAGUAUUGCCUCAGGGCAUGGCAAAUAGUCCUACAUUAUGCCAAAAAUAUGUGGCUCAGGCCUUGACUCCUGUGAGAAAAAGGUUUCCAUCGUUAUAUCGCAUACAUUAUAUGGAUGAUAUACUUUUAGCCACUGAUAAUAUUUCUUUAUUAGAGACUGCUUUUCAAUUUUUACAACACUCCUUACAAUCAUUUGGCUUGGUCAUUGCCUCAAAAAAAAUUCAAAGACAAUCUCCAUUUUUAUAUUUGGGAAAAUAUAUUGAUAACACUACUAUUAGGCCUCAAAAACUGCAAAUUCGAGUUGAUAAUUUAAAAACAUUAAAUGCUUUUCAAAAAUUACUUGGAGAUAUUAAUUGGCUAAGGCCUUCCUUAAAACUUACUACUGCUCAAUUACAGCCUUUGUUUGAUAUUCUUAAAGGUGACUCAGAUCCUUCUUCUUCACGCUCUAUGACUCCAGAAGGAUUUCAAGCUUUACAAAUAGUCAAUAGAUCUAUCAGUUCUACACAAUUAACUAGAAUUCAUACUCACCUUCCAAUUUUCUUAAUAAUUUGUCCAACUCCUCAUGUGCCUACUGCCGUCUUAUGGCAAACUGUUGGAAUUAUUGAAUAGAUUCAUAUGAAAUCUACACCCUCUAAAGUUAUUAACCCUUAUUAUGAACUCAUUAGUAAUUUAAUAAUGCAAGGUAGAACUAGAUGCUUACAACCUAUAAGUAUAGAACCUUCUCAAAUUAUUAUCCCUUAUUCAGUUAGUCAACAAAAUUGGCUUUUUCAACAUAGUAAUGAAUGGGGUCUUGCUCUUGCAGGAUUUUCAGGUACCUUGGAAUGCCAUUACCCUGCUGAUAAAUUGAUCCAAUUCAGCAAACUUAACUCAUAUCUUUCCUUCUAUAAUUAGGCAACAGCCUGUUCCUCAUGUACCUUUGGUUUUUACGGACGGUUCUUCUUCAGGAGUGGCUACUGUAAUCAUUGACGACGGAACAAACCUCGUUAAAGAAACUUCCUUGACUUCAGCUCAACGUGUUGAACUCUUAUUCGUUCCCAUGAUGGUCCUGUUGCAGGUCUGUAUAUCCGUGCUCAUUCUAACUUGCCUGGUCCAUUGACUAAACUUAAUGCGACUGCAGAUGUUUUAACUCGAUCUAAACGUGAUCUUUAUCCUGUACAUUUUCCUCCCAAGAAUAGAGUUGAAGUUACUCCUCCUCCUCAAUCUCUUUUCCCUAAAGCAGGACAUGUCCCAAUUUACCGUACUCCUCCUUUCCGUUCGUCAUGCUGUCAAGAAUGGCUAAUAUACUGCAUUCAUUAUCUCCAUACUCUUGAUACUCAUGGUCCAUGUCCUAGGCACCCUCAUAUUAUGGUAAGUUAUGAUCAAACUGCUUCACAAGCAGCACAGCAGUUGCACGCUUUACACCGUCAGUCAGCGGCUACAUUACACACACAAUUUUCCCUUACUGGUGAAGCCGCCCCACAAAUUGUUAAGCAGUGCCCACAAUGCUUACCUCACCUUCCUGUUCCACAUUAUGUUGUUAAUCCUCGUGGAUUAUUACCUAGACAUUUAUGGCAAAUGGAUGUUACUCAUAUCCCGUCUUUUGGGAAAUUACAGUUUGUUCAUGUCACUAUCGAUACUUAUUCUGGUUUCCUCUGUGCUACAGCACAGACCGGAGAAGCUACUAAACAUGUUAUCACUCAUUUAUUACACUGUUUUGCUUUCAUGAACCUUCCCAAAAUUAUUAAAACAGAUAAUGGGCCCACUGCUUUUGCAACAUUUUGUAAUUCAUUACAAAAUUACCCAUAUUACAGGCAUUCCAUAUAACCCUCAAGGACAAGGUAUUAUAGAACGUGCAAAUAGAUCUUUAAAGCUAACUAUUGAAAAAAUAAAAAGGGGGGAAUUGUAUAGAACAACGCCACAUAACCUUAUAAAUGAUGCUCUGUUUAUUUUAAAUGUUCUCACUGUUGACAAAUUUGGCUGCUCUGCAGGGGGAAGGUUGGUGGCUGAGCCAAGACUGGCCUCUCAAUCUCCGGAGGUCCUCUGGAAAGAUCCGUUAACCAGCACUUGGCGUGGUCCUGAUCCUGUGUUGAUUUGGGGACGUGGUCACGUGUGUAUCUUUCCCAGAUCAGCGCUUGGACCUUGCUGGCUUCCUGAGCGCUUAGUCAAGCAAAUAGAUGGCUCGCCACAGCUCACCUAGUUCAGAAGAUGAAGAAGCUCUGCACCUCUCUGGAAAAUUUGACAGUGUUGAUUCAGAAAAAGAAGAAGAAGAGGAGACCACUUGCCAGGAUGACUCAAAGGAGUGAUGUUCCAACUUGGGGACAAAUUAAACAACUGGUUUCAUGAGCUCAAGAGUCAGUGAAACAACAGAAUAAUCCUGUUACACCUGUAACUUUAUUUUUGGCUAUGUUGGCAACCAUUUCAUGUGUUCCCUCUGUUAAUGCAGCAACUUACUGGGCCUAUGUACCUGAUCCUCCACUAUUACAACCCAUAUCUUGGUCUGAAGCAGAGUUUCCUGUAUUUUACAAUGAUAAGUGUUUAUGGGCCUCUUAUUGGGAAUAUAAAACAAAUCAAUAUGUCUGUAAAUUAUACUAACUGGUUUAGUACCCAUCCUGUCUGUCUUAGCCCACUGAAUCUGGAAACUGGAUGUGUAAAGGCUAUUAGUUAUGAGCAUACAGAUGUUUAUGAGGGAACGGAUCAAUCAGUUUGUCAGGCUCUCCAGGCAUCCUUCGUUUUACAGGAACCAACAUUACUCUUACAUGCCCGGCUACCAGCCGACGAGAGGAUCUUAAGGAUACCAUCAUUUGGUAUAAAAUGGGCAAGCUAUUAAUAUUAGAGGUCAAAUCUCAUACGCCUCACCACUUAGGGAUUCCGCUAUUACUAUAGCCAAGGUUACAGGUGAAGAUUCAGGAAAUUAUUUCUGUAUGAAGCGUUUACUUGGAGGACAAGGGAUACUUAUAGCUGGACAUAAGGUUACUAUGCUUAACAGAAAAUCAAAAAAUCAAUUGCCUCUCCUUAUGACCGUUAACUUUCCUGCAUCCACUUUUGAACGUUGCAAUGCAUCUUGGAAUAAUAACCAAAUAUGGUGUACUAUAGAUUAUACCAAGGUGUCAAUUCUUAUCUCUUCUUUUCCCAUCAUAGAUAGGUUUAUCACAUUUCAAAAGAACUGGGAUAUAUGGAAACUAGCUCUAACUUAUUCCAAUACACCUGUUAUAACUUGUGUUGCUCCUCCAUAUACACGUUUGUGUGGCUCUAUUAACAUUGGUAAUUCUUCCAAAGGAGGAUAUAAUAUUAGCUGUGUUAAUUGUAUUUUUAGCAGUUGUAUGUUCCCUUCUGCAGGAACACAAUCUGUGCUUAUACUAAAGCAACCCAUGUAUGUUAUGGUGCCUGUACAUCUGAGAGAACCUUGGUAUGAAGAUACUGGAGUACAGGCAUGGGUGGAACUCUCUAAAGCCUUGCAGAGAAGGAGACAAUUUCUUGGGUGGCUAAUAGUAAGUUUACUUGCGUCGGCUGCUCUGUCUGCUACCGUGGCUACUGCCGGUCUUGCUCUUUCACAGAGUAUUCAUCAUGCUCACUUUGCUAAUCAGUUAUCUCAACAUACCAGUCUUGCUUUAUCUUUACAAAGUCACAUAUAUUUACAGAUUAGUAACAAGUUAGAUGAAUUUAAAAACGCAAUUUUGGGGAUUGGAGAUCAGAUGGCAGCAUUAAAAUUGAGGAUGUGUUUAGCUUGUCAUGCAACGUAUACAUGGAUGUGUGUUACUCCUUAAAAGUACAGUGACUGUAUUUGGGAAUGGGAAAAAGUAAAAAUGCAUCUGCUGAGUGUUUGGUCAGAUAAUAAUAUUAGUCUUGAUCUUAAGAAAUUAAAUGCUGAAAUUCAGGAUAUACAAAAUACACAUCUUGAUGAUGUUUCGCCAGAAGAUGUAAUUCAAACUUUACUGGAUCAUUUAAAGUGGUUAAACCCUCAGUCUUGGAUUACUGGAAGGUUGUCAGGAUUUAUUACCCUGGCCAUAAUUUGCCUAUUAUUGAUAAUAAUCUUCUCAUGUCUGUUUCGUAUCCUCAUGCAACAGUACACUACUCUCGGCACUAAACUUCAUGGAAUUAUUUUGCAGCAAAAGUUAAAAAAUAAAAAUGGGGGACCUGUGGGAAGCAGUCAGCCUUGAGAGCAGGUAAGGACAUGCUAGGCAUGCCGCCGCUGCUCGAAGGGACUGUCCCUACUUGUUCCCUUCCUUGUUCCAUUCCAUGGGAGAUAAAUCACCAGGGCCCAGAGAUCAGAAAGAAUGUAAAAUGAGACAAGCAAAGCUGUCUCCCCCCUGCACAUGCAGGUUAUUUUUUUUAUUUUUUGCGGUACGCGGGCCUCUCACUGUUGUGGCCUCUCCCGUUGCGGAGCACAGGCUCCGGACACGCAGGCUCAGCGGCCAUGGCUCACGGGCCCAGCCGCUCUGCCGCAUGUGGGAUCUUCCCGGACCGGGGCACGAACCCGUGUCCCCUGCAUCGGCAGGCGGACUCUCAACCACUGCACCACCAGGGAAGCCCAGCAGGUUAUUUUUGAUGCUUAUGGGUUUAUGGGUUUCCUCCCAGGGAAGUUAACCUUGAGCCGAGACAGUCUGUAGAUAAUGUAAACCACCAUCUGGCAACCUUCCUUUUUCUAGUCUAGAUAAUCUGCAACUGUAGCGCAAUAAAAUUUGCCUUGCAACCAUCAGUUGUCUUGGUCCUUCUGACCCCAUUCGUCGGUGCCACUUCAGUUCCUUACCCCUUCCCUUCUGACCCUGGGCGGUGAGAUCCUCUUUCUCCGGCUGGUCCGCGGCACACAUGAAUAUAUGUUUUUGUCUUGCUGUACUGCACCUGUGCUGUCUAGUAACAGAUAUUUUGUCUGCUAGUAGUGUUCUAGAUUAUGUCUUUCCAAAGCGCUGAGGCAGUGCACCUAUUCUGUAGUUGCAGCUGAUGCCUGAAUGUAGCCUAGCUGACAAAUUAUUGAUUAAUAAGAACUUGAAUUUCUCAAAGAUUUGUACUGUUAACCAAAAUCUGAGCAAGGAGUCUCAAAAGUAAUUCUUAGCCAGAAUUACAUGUUAAUGAACCAUUUAACAGUGUGAAUCAAGAAACAUCAGUGUAAGGAUUUCUUUUAAUUUAUUUUUUACCUGCUUGAAAUAUCAGUUAAAGUUUGCCAGCUUGGUUGCAGAUGAACGGACGUUUGAAGUUCACCAAACUACUUAAUGUGGGAUAGGAUAAUAGACUUCCAGCGCCCUCAAGACUGCGACCUUGCAGCCAUUUUACAUAGCACAUCCUCCUCCUAUAGGGAUGAACCUUUCCCUGGCCCGAAAAGUAGCAGCUCUGUUGAAGCUUUGCUUAUUGUAACAGGCUUUUGUUUCCAGGUUACAUGUCUGUGGAAGACUUAAUUCUGAAUAGAGAUAUAGAUAUUACUGGAAACUAAUUGUUUUUUCUAUUAUACUCUGAUUUAUCAAAAAAGUAAAACAUUUAAAUUGUGCUACAGAAAUUCAGAAGUUGUCUUGCAAUCUUUAAACAAUAAAUGAAUGAGUUGCCCUUAAAAAAAAAAAAAGGAUUAAGCAGUUAAGCUGUUGGUCCCACAUCAGACAAAUUUUCCUAUACCUUCUGUCAAUAUUGUUAACAGAGACUGUUAUUUUAUUAAUC